AUGGGCUUCUUCGACUUCGACACGGGCAGCGUCAUCUCCGCCCGCUCCUCCCAUUCCCGCCGCCACUCCUCCCACCACGCAAAGAAGCACAGCAGCAGCAAGCAGCACCGCUCCCGCUCCCGCUCCUCCUCGCGCUCCCGCAAGCGCCACAGCGCCCCCAGCAUCGCCGCCUCCAUCUUUGGCGGCGACGACCACAACAAGAAGAACAACUCGUCCCGCUCCUCCUUCUUUGGCAUUCCCAAUGCCUCACGCUCCUCUUUUUUCGGCUUCGGCGGUGGCCGCCCCUCAUACUACAAACGCUCCCCCCGAAACGGCUUUGUCCAAAAAACCCUCAAGCAAGUAAAACGCCUCUGGCGCGACCUCGUCUACUACGCCAAGAAACACCCCUACAAGGUCGUCGCCCUCGUCAUUAUGCCCCUCAUCACGGGCGGCUUCCUGACGGCCCUCCUCGCCCGCUUCGGCCUCCGCCUGCCUCCCGGCAUCGAGCGCAUGAUUGGCAUCGGCGCCAAAGCCGCCUCGGGCGACUCCAUGGGCCUCGUCGGCGAGGCGGUCCGCAUGGCGAGCGGCGGGUUCGGCGGCGGGCUCGCUGGCGGUGCCGCUACCCGCGCGCAUGUGGAGAGGGGGUAUGACGGGGAUUACUCGUGGGAGAGGAGGAGUGUUGAGCGCGAGGGCGGCGGCGGUGGCGGCUGGGCUGAUGGGCUCAUGAAUGGCGUUGCCAAGAUGUUUGUCUGA
Messenger RNA from Colletotrichum orchidophilum, 732 nucleotides. RefSeq lists its product as uncharacterized. The record is from RefSeq and is a predicted model, not a curated record. The coding region runs from base 1 to 732 and encodes 243 amino acids. The transcript is spliced from 2 exons. Lineage: Eukaryota; Fungi; Ascomycota; Sordariomycetes; Glomerellales; Glomerellaceae.